This is a messenger RNA of Lolium perenne, 906 nucleotides long. RefSeq names its product major pollen allergen Ole e 10. The record is from RefSeq and is a predicted model, not a curated record. Lineage: Eukaryota; Viridiplantae; Streptophyta; Magnoliopsida; Poales; Poaceae.
UUUAAACUCUGUGUACAUCAUUUUGACCAUUUCGUGCCCCAUCAUAGUAAUUGGUAAUUGAGCCGUUACCUCAAAAGGAAAAGUAACAGAGCCGUUUUAGCGAAACUAAUGCGGGGCAAUACUGCAAGGCAGCAACACACAUAGCCGCUGAGUUAAUGAUGACAUUAACUGGAUUAAUAUUCUUAUCUCUUGCUUGUGAACCGCUGUUUCUGCAACACGCCCUUUGUGCUUCGACUUCGUCUUCGCCUGCGUAUAUAUACACUGCCACGCCGUGAGCAUUUCUUGCAUGUACCAAACGAUUACUCACAAGACGGAAGCUCAAUUCACUCCUCUUCUGCUGCUUCUUAACAUAGAGAAAGGUUUCUUGCAAUCUAUUGCUCACAAGAAAGAGAUGGCAUCAACCGCUAUCAGAUUCAUCACCUUCGUCUCUGCUCUCAUGCUGCUACUGCACUGCACUUACGCAGCAGCUGCACCAAUCUUUCAGCAGAGACAGUCGGCCAAGACAUGGUGCGUCGCUAAUCCUUCGGCCAACGAGGCUGCGCUGAGGGCGAACAUGGAUUUCGCCUGCUCCGAGAGCGACUGCAGCGCGAUUCAGGGCACAGGAGGCUGCUCCGUCCGCUAUGGCGGCAUCCUGCUAUCGCGGGCGUCGGUGGCGAUGAACGCCUAUUACCAGGCCAAGGGGAGGAACACAUGGAACUGCUUCUUCAACGGCACCGGCCUCAUCAGCAUCACUGACCCCAGUCUAGGCACUUGCAAGUACGCAUGAGUUCAGAGGGAUCAUUGAAGCUGAGAAAAUAAGUUUCUAGGCCCCCCUAGAAGGCGUAGUGUAUUGUUUUCGAUAUCAGAACUGCUAGAUUUCGAAUCAGAUCUAGCUUCAGUGUUUUAUUUGUCUUUAGAAAUGUCAAU